AGGUUUUCAUGCCAGCUGUCAGUUCGGUCAGGGAAAGGUGUACGUGUCUCUGCGGUGCAGCAACACAAUAGUGUGUGUGUGCAUUUUCCUCAUCCGGAACCGCCAUCCAGGCAAUUAGGAGUAGUUUUUCUGCUGCUUUUGCUACUCCCUUUUCCAUCUGAAUCGCAUUGAAACGUUUGCCAGACGCUAUUGUUUUCCGGUGGUGGUGUACCUUAUAAUUGCUUGCGUCAGGGAAAAGCCAAAGCAGCGGGUUAACUUCAGCGUUAGCGUUUGGCCCCGUAGUGGCAUCGCUUGUCUCUGUGAUUCAAACUUAUUUUGGCUGCGCCGGGUGAAUUUGAUCGGGUUCCGCACACCGAACGGAAAAGUGGACAUCGGUACCGGUACAAUUUGUCCCACUUGUUCCGGGGAAAGCGGUGGAAAAUUGUCAUCAGUAUUGUCACCGGAUUUCCAUCCACCAUACCACUCCUUUCCUUGCUGUCCAACCCGCACGCCGUUGACCGGGUGUGUUGUAGCUAACAAAUUCCUCCAUCCAUACCAGAAAAUAACAACAACAAAAGCAACAUGGCUACCAGUUUAAAAUCUGUGUUAUUUCAAUAUUUAAUGGUUGUCUACAUGUUCUACAACCCAACGAAUAGUGGAGCCGUUCAGCUUAAUAGUGAAAAUAUCGAUAUGACCCUCGCAUCUAAUGAAUUAGUUUUGAUCAACUUCUAUGCCGACUGGUGCCGAUUCAGUAACAUUCUACAACCCAUCUUCGAUGAGGCAGCGGAAAAGGUCCAGAAAGAGUUCCCUGACGCAGGGAAGGUUGUGAUGGGUAAAGUGGAUUGUGAUCGCGAAUCUGGUGUGGCGUCCCGUUUCCACAUCACCAAAUAUCCUACACUGAAGGUGCUGCGCAAUGGACAACCGACCAAGCGGGAAUAUCGUGGUGCGCGCACAGUUGAAGCGUUCACCGAGUUUAUACGAAAGCAGCUAGAAGAUCCGAUCAAGGAGUUCCAGAACAUCAAAGAUUUGGAGCAGCUUGAUUCGAAGAAACGCAUCGUGGUUGGGUAUUUCGAUCACCGUGACAUGACGGAGUAUAACACGUUUCGGCGUGUCGCAACGAAUUUGAAGGAAGAUUGUCAAUUCCAUGUUGGUUUCGGCGAGGUCGUUCAGGCGUUGCAUCCUCCAGGCCACCCCAUCAUAGUGUUCCGGCCAGAUGUGGCCAUGUCGAAUGAGAACGACGAAACGUACAUGGGCGAUUUGCGCAGCUUUGAUGAGCUGAACAUUUGGGUGCAAGAGAAGUGUGUACCGUUGGUGCGUGAAAUUACGUUCGAAAAUGCGGAAGAGUUGACCGAGGAAGGUCUGCCGUUCUUAAUAUUGUUCUACGCACCGGGUGAUCUUGAAUCGAUCAAGGACUAUAAAGCUAUCGUGCAGUUGGAUCUCAUCUCGGAGAAACAAAAUGUAAACUUCCUGACCGCGGAUGGAAAACGUUUUGCCCAUCCCCUACACCAUCUCGGUAAAACUCAGGCCGAUUUGCCACUGAUUGCAAUAGACUCCUUCCGUCACAUGUACUUAUUCCCGAACUUUAAGGAUAUUUAUGUGCCAGGAAAGCUAAAGCAAUUCCUGAACGAUCUCUACAGUGGCAAACUACAUCGUGAGUUCCAUUACGGUCCGGAAAAGGAUACCGCGGCUGAAACGAACGCGAUCGAUGAUGGCAAAAAGCCAACGACGCCACCAGAAUCCACGUUUAAAAAGUUAGGACCAUCGAAAAAUCGAUACACGUUGCUGCGUGAUGAGCUUUAAGGUUGAUGUUCGAAGCUUCGUAAAACGGUCCAUUAGCAAAUGGGAAAUGUUUGAAUAGUCAGCCGGAACCUAGGUAUUUUACCAAACGUUUCUCUGACGAAUGUGAAGCAGUAAGCGUGAAUUGCCUGAAUUUGCACAUGCAGGAGGGUGAUGGAGGCACGAAUUUUAAGAAGAAGAAAAAAAAUGAGAUCAGUUAGAAGAGACAGUAAUCGAUAGCGAUGUUGUGAGCGAAGGGUGAUGAUCGUAUGUGAAACGGGGGUUUAUGUCUGUUUCUCGUCCCGCACCUUUAAGGUGGAGACUAAAUGAAACAAAUUCCAAGCUUAUUUGUCAACGCGUGUUUUUUUUUGUGCAUCGUCAAACACGAUUUUUGUAAAAAAAAAAUGUUUUCGAUCCGCCCACAUACUUGAUUAGCCAAAAAAACAAUUAUAAUUUGGCACAAUAGCAUUUCAAACACGAUGUGCUAGAAAGCAACCACGUUAUAGGUUGGGUUGAAGUUAAUAUUUGAAUUUUUGUCUUUUAUUUUCACCCUACCCCUACCAUGGCGCAUCUAGUACCAGCAAACAAUGCUUAACCCCAAAAUAGUCAAUAGUGUGUACCAGGUGUAAGAUGAUUCGAAAAGAUGAAUUGUUUUGUUAGUUUCUUUUUUUGUGUGUGAGCGAAAAUGCUAUUUGUGUAAAGUGAGUUAUGAAUGAGUUAGGAGGAAAAUAUACUAAAAAACAAAUCUAAGUUCAUAUGGUGCAGAACUGGCAGACAUGAUAAAACUACUAAAAGACAUGUUUGUUUGAAUUUCCAAAAAAAAACAUCUUGCAGCUAUAACGUGGCAAACUCUUGGAUGCAGAAAGAUAAUGAAGGAAUUCAUGUUUUAAUAGGUUUUAUGUUUACAGUUUUUCAAAUUGUAGUUUUCUCUGAAUCAUAGUAGUCAAUUUAACAGUUAAUCGAUUCGUUUAUUCCAUGAUUUUAUUUUCCUUUAAUCAAAGGUUACUACAAACCGGAUACCUUUAUCCUAAGAAGUUUUACGUCAUUUCGGUUAAAAUUUUUGUCAAAUUUUUGGGGGAAAAAAAUAUUACCGAAUUAUGAUGAAAACAGUCUCUUGUUCUCCAGGGUCAUGUUUAUUGCUUCAAUCUUAAAAAAGUUAAUGAUUCGGUAUGAACAGCAAUGCUUGAAGUGAUGCAAAACAUAAAAAAAACGAAUAAGCAUAACAGGUUGUUAUCUGGAUUAAAAAUUGAAUCUAAAUCUACACGGAUGUAGCAUAACGUCUCUUCACUAGGCCAUUAGCAAACCUAUCAAUAAUAAGCCCUUUAAACAGUAAUCCAUUUUGUGGUUUUGUAUAUAUUCUGCAACAAAUGAUGAUGCUCGUUAGCAUCAUGAAAGAAAGCUAUUGUUUUGGAUAGCGAGAAUAAACGCAAUACUAAGUUGAAUUGAAAUCAUUGAAUGUUUCUGCAAUUAUAUGUAGCUAUUUCGUUGCUUAUUUUACGUACUCUUCCAUCCAUCGAGUAUAGAUAAAGCAAAUUCAGCUAGCUUCUAGCUUCUAUUGUGAACCAGUCGAAAGCGGUAGACGCAUGUAGGAGAAGAGACUUCAUUUGGAGAAAAAUAAUAAACAUUGAUAAUACAUUUA
Molecule: messenger RNA, 3394 nt
Organism: Anopheles funestus (African malaria mosquito)
Lineage: Eukaryota; Metazoa; Arthropoda; Insecta; Diptera; Culicidae
Gene: ERp44
Product: endoplasmic reticulum resident protein 44
Exons: 7
Coding region: 562-1779 (405 amino acids)
Source: RefSeq, a predicted model, not a curated record